CCAAACCGCCGCAGAGUAUAAGACUCUAGCUGCUUGUAUUUUCAGGCACAAUUUCUUUGGCUCUCAGACUGUUUUUCUACUUUCACAAUGUCUGGUCGAGGAAAACAGGGCGGAAAGGCACGCGCUAAGGCCAAGACUCGCUCUUCGCGAGCCGGUCUUCAGUUCCCCGUGGGUCGAGUGCACCGACUUCUCCGAAAAGGCAAUUAUGCUGAGCGGGUUGGUGCCGGCGCGCCGGUAUACCUGGCAGCAGUGCUGGAGUACUUGACUGCUGAGAUCCUGGAGCUGGCUGGCAACGCGGCCCGCGACAACAAGAAGACCCGUAUCAUCCCACGUCACCUUCAGCUGGCCAUCCGCAACGACGAGGAGCUCAACAAGCUGCUGGGCAAAGUCACCAUCGCUCAGGGUGGUGUCCUGCCCAACAUCCAGGCCGUGCUGCUGCCCAAGAAGACUGAGAGCCACCACAAGGCCAAGGGCAAGUGAAACAGUAGUUCUUUAGUCCCCAUUCUGGAAAUCAAAGGCUCUUUUCAGAGCCACCCACUUUUUCUGAAAAGCGCUGCAAUACUUAUGGUGUGGUUUCGCUUAAGUUUUCUUUGCACUAGCCAGUUAAAACUAAAAAUGGAAAGCUGGUACCGUCCUAGCCACAAAGGGGUGAGUUUAGCCAUUGCUCACGUCUUAUGCACCAUAAAGUCUUAAAUAUCAGUCCGUUCAGCUACACGUUUUUACUCAAAAGCUCUACUCAGCCAUACACGUUUUCACAUUGAAAGAAGGUUGAACUAAUUCUAAACCUGUGAUUAGUCCAUGAAACUUAGCAGUUAAAGCCACUGUUUUUAUAUAAUCUCCAGCUCAUUAUUCACCGCAAGUGAUCUUGGCUAUUUCACAGAACUGCUUGAAAUGUGAUUUCUAGAGAGGGGAAACGUUCUACACCGUGCGAAGGAUUGGUGGAGGUGGUGGCCUUAAAUGACUAAGAAAGACAAUGAAACAGGAAUAUGGUAGAAGUGCUGGCAAAUCAAAAAUGAACGCGGGCUUUUCAAAUUCUGAACCGAAACAAAAUGUCAUUUGGCCACCACAGGAAAGUCAGUAAUUUCUUUCGCAUUGUUUCCCAGUCAUCUCAGGCCCAUCGCUUUACCUCUGGUGUGUUAGAGUGGAGAUAGGGAGUGGCAGACGAGGAGACUCCAGUUCAGAAAAAGCUACCACCAAGGAAAAAGAGAAUACAAGUAAAUCUUUUUAAAGCAUUGUCCUAGGAAUUUUAGGGCCCAUUACGUAGAUCUACUGAAUCAGAAAUGGCAUCUUCCACGAUCCCCCAACGGUUCCCUAGAAUUUGAGAGGGCACUGAGGUAGGACAUUGGAAAAUUUGCUCUGCAUCGCCGGCUAUAGCAAAGAAGGAAUUAGAAUGUAGAGUAAUUCAUCCAAUCAGAGUCUGUGCUAAAUCACCAAUCACUUCAUUUAGUUCUCAGCCAAUGGUUUUGUUUCGCGGGACUUUUGAAAUAGGGCAAGGCCAAUCAGUGUGUU
This is a messenger RNA of Phacochoerus africanus (Common warthog), 1509 nucleotides long. RefSeq names its product histone H2A type 1. The coding region runs from base 88 to 480 and encodes 130 amino acids. Gene Ontology annotation, molecular function: structural constituent of chromatin; protein heterodimerization activity; DNA binding. NCBI's taxonomy places the organism in Eukaryota, Metazoa, Chordata, Mammalia, Artiodactyla, Suidae. Gene Ontology annotation, cellular component: nucleosome. The transcript has a single exon. The record is from RefSeq and is a predicted model, not a curated record.